Scophthalmus maximus (turbot) is the source of this 1272-nucleotide messenger RNA. It is a transcript of the gene rad51c, whose product is annotated as RAD51 paralog C. Gene Ontology annotation, molecular function: ATP-dependent DNA damage sensor activity; four-way junction DNA binding; crossover junction DNA endonuclease activity. The coding region runs from base 46 to 1059 and encodes 337 amino acids. NCBI's taxonomy places the organism in Eukaryota, Metazoa, Chordata, Actinopteri, Pleuronectiformes, Scophthalmidae. The record is from RefSeq and is a predicted model, not a curated record. The transcript is spliced from 4 exons. Gene Ontology annotation, cellular component: replication fork; Rad51B-Rad51C-Rad51D-XRCC2 complex; Rad51C-XRCC3 complex. Gene Ontology annotation, biological process: reciprocal meiotic recombination; DNA repair; meiotic DNA recombinase assembly.
CUGGGAUACCUGUCAUGGCGGGUUGUUUUGAAAGUAGGAUUGACGAUGCAGCGGCCAGUUUCCAGCUUUUCUCUGAGUCCCGGUGUAAAGGUGAAACUGGCCUCUGCUGGUUUUCGGGUCACUGCAGACCUGCUGCACCUCAGCCCACCACAGCUCAGCCGAGAGGCUGGUCUGUCCCAGCAGGAGGCGCUGGAGGUGCUGCAGGCCGUGAGGAGCGACGGAGGAGGAGGAGCCUCUAUGAGUGCUCUGGAGCUCCUGCAGAAGGAGGGGGAGUUGAGGAGCAUCGUGACCUUCUCCUCUCACCUGGACGCCGCUCUCGGAGGCGGAGUUCCUGUCGGGAAGUCAACGGAAAUCUGUGGAACGCCGGGAGUCGGAAAAACACAACUCUGCCUUCAGUUGGUGGUGGACGUUCAGGUGCCUCAGUGUUUCGGGGGGGUUGAAGGUCAGGCGAUAUACAUCGACACCGAGGGCAGCUUCCUGCUGCAGAGGGUCGUCGACGUGGCCGCCGCUGCCGUCAGACAUUGCUCCUUAUUGGUGGAAGAUGAGGAGCAGCGCGUCGCCAUGACAACUUUCACGGUGGAGACGAUCCUAUCCAACAUCUUCCUGGUGCGUUGUCAUGACUACGUGGAACUGCUAGCCGAGCUUCACCUGCUGCCUGACUUCCUGACAGGUCAUCCAAAAGCUCGCCUCCUGGUCAUUGACAGUGUGGCUCUUCCCUUCAGACGGUUUGAAGACUUGUCACAGAGGACACGAGUCCUCUACGGCCUCGCCCAGCAGCUAGCUGCCAUCGCAACCAGACACCUAGUCGCUGUCGUGCUCACCAACCAGAUGACCACGCGGCUGCGGGGCAACCAAUCGCAGCUGGUCCCUGCACUCGGGGAGAGUUGGGGCCAUGCCCCCACCAUCAGGCUCCUCCUACAGUGGUCGGGGUCACAGCGACUGGCAACUGUGUUUAAAUCUCCAAGUCAUGCGGACGCCACCAUCCAAUAUCAGAUUACCUCUGAUGGCUUCAGAGACAGCGACCAAUCAGCUUGUAGCCAGCCAGGCACCUCCUGCUAAUUGGUCAGAGGCUCAGAGACUGAGCUGAAUGUCAACAUGUCAGUGACACUGUAUCACAUUGACAAUAUGUUGUCACUGUUAAUAUAUAACAUAUGUUGUACUGUAGAUAUAUCACAUACUGUAAAUAUACAAUAUACAUAUAUUUUACUUUUCAUAUAUUGUAUUGUAAAUAUAUAUUAUAAAUAUGUAAUAUACUGUAAAUAUAUAUAUUUU